GGAGCGAAGUGGAACUGGCCACGCCUUAGCUGUGCCGAGUAUUCCUCCUGCUUCCUGUAGAGGGCGCCCUUCCGUCACAUAUCCUGGCUUGAUGAGCGCCAUUGCUUAAUUGCCAGGAUGGAUCAUACCAAGAACCGCCACUGGGUUGGCUGAGAGACAAGAACAGACAAGUUCAAUCAGCCAUCAACACGCCAUCAAACCCAGGGGACGCUGACAUGAUUGUGGAACAGUAGCUUGGCUGUAUUGUUGUGUGAAGAUGACUCCUGUUACUACAUGCUGCCAAUUUAAGCCCUGGUGAGGGCUUGUAGUUCCCUCCACUUCGCCAAAUCUCCCUUGAGGACGCAUGAAACACCUGAUGCACCUGUUUUGGUUGCUUUGUCUCGACACUCCACGGCAGUCGCUCUCCUCAAUGCCCAUCUGCACUGGAAAACAAAGCAUGGAAAUUGGUGGCUUUUUACUGGGAUUAAGCGUCUUUCUCCAUUUUCACAUCUCUGUCUCCUCAGAGGCCACGUGCAUGCUGAAGGAAAAGUUCAACCUGAAUGGCUACAAAGAUGUCGAGAAAAAGAAGGUGAUCAUUGGGGGAAUGUUUCCUGUCCACAAGACCAUUGCUCUCAGUGAUGCCAACACGUCACGGUUGCCCGUGUCUUCAGGAUGUGAGGGAUUCAACUACCGCGCCUUCCGCUGGACCCAAACUAUGGUGUUUGCCAUCCAGGAAAUAAACCACAUGGACGACCUGCUGCCCAACACCGACCUGGGCUACGUCAUCUACGACUCCUGCUUCACCAUCUCCAAAGCUGUGGAAGGCACCCUCACUUACCUUACCGGCCAAGAUGAGGCUGUACCAAACUACCGCUGUGGGACUGGGGCGCCCUUGGCCGCUCUUGUGGGAGCGGGGGGUUCUGACUUGUCCAUUGCCACUGCCAGAAUCCUCGGACUUUACCAUUUUCCACAGGUCAGCUACUGUUCAUCCUGCUCAGCCCUGGAGAGCAAGUUCCAGUUCCCAACUUUUCUGAGGACCAUCCCCAAUGACAGACACCAGUCAACAGCUAUGGCCCAGCUGGUUCUUCACUUCGGUUGGACUUGGGUGGGAACUAUUGCCGCUGAUGAUGACUACGGCAAGUACGGCAUCAAAGACUUCAAGGAGCAGGUAGAAGAGGCCGGGGUUUGUAUCUCCUUCUCUGAAACCCUACCUAAGGUGAAUUCACCUGAAGACAUUCACCGAAUUGUCCAAACCGUAGUUGAGUCCACAGCCAAGAUCAUAGUAGUCUUUUCAUCCGAUGUUAACCUCAGUCCUCUGGUUCUUGAGCUGCUUCGUCAAAACGUGACCAAUCGCACUUGGAUUGCCAGUGAGGCCUGGGUCACCUCAGCUCUCAUUAACCAGCCAGGGGUAAGCUCAGUUCUGGGUGGUACCAUUGGCUUUGCGGUGAAGAGGGCUGACAUUCCUGGUCUUCAGCAGCAUCUUUUAGACCUGGACCCUUACGAUGACCCUCUCACUGAGGAAUUCUGGGAGACGCUGUUUAACUGCACACUGGACUAUAGCACAGCCCUAAGAAAGUCCAAAGACAGAGCCAGUGUGUUAAAUGGCACAGCAACCAAGGCAAUCGGGACUCUUCCUGAUGGUUUAUGCACCGGCAGUGAGUCCCUUGCACGGCUCAACAGCACCUACUCUGACAUCUCACAGCUACGAAUCACCUACAGUGUGUACAAAGCGGUGUACGCUGUUGCUCAUGCCUUGCACAACCUGGAGCACUGCAAGGAGGGACAGGGGCCAUUCAUUGGGAUCGGCUGUGCUGACAUCACCAAGUUUGAGCCAUGGCAGCUGAUGUACUACCUGAAGAAUGUCCGCUUCAAAGUGCCGCACACAGAUGAGGAGGUCUACUUCACGGAUGGAGAUGUAGAGGGCUUUUAUGACAUCAUUAACUGGGGCGUUGAAAGUAAUGGGGAAAUAUCAUACGUCACUGUGGGACGCUACAAUGCUAGUGCAACUUUGGAUGAGAGGAUGACCAUCAUCAAUGAUUCCAUUGUGUGGAACAAUGAAGCUCUUGAGCCUCCUCAUUCAGUGUGCAGCGAGGACUGCAAGCCGGGUACCAGAAAAGGAAUCCGACAGGGAGAACCGGUCUGCUGCUUUGACUGCAUCCCGUGUGCUGAUGGCGAGAUAAGCAACAUGACUAAUGCUCGUGAGUGCGCCUUGUGCAGGGGGGAUCACUGGUCCAAUGAAGCUCAUGACGCCUGUGUACCAAAAAUCAUUGAGUUCCUGGCAUUUGGAGAGCCACUGGGCAUCACUCUUAUCGUCAUCUCCACUUUUGGUGCUCUCGUCACCAUUGCCGUCGGGGUGGUGUUGGUCAUGCACUUGGGCACUCCUCUGGUGAAAGCCAAUGAUGCUCUAUUAAGCUUCUUAUUGCUCUUCUCAUUGGUGGUGACGUUCCUCUGCUCCAUCGUCUUCCUCGGAGAGCCUCAGCACUGGAGCUGCAUGACCAGCCAAGUAGCCUUGGCUUUGGGCUUCGCUCUAUGUCUUUCCUCCCUCAUGGGCAAGGCAGCAGUGCUGAUGCUAAGAGCUCAGGCUAUAAAAGCGGCCCGUGCCAGAUCCAAAGCAGCUGCCAAAGCCGCAAAAGCAGCAGCCAACAGCGGCAGUCCUGACGUCGUUGUAGCCAACACCGCCAAUCUCGGUGAUGCGCUGGUUGCUACCGCUCAGCCUGAUCUUCUCACUUCUGGACACCAAAGGGCAAUAGCGCUUACGGCAACAUUAAUUCAGGCUUUAGCUUGUACCGUGUGGCUCAUCAUCUUGCCCCCCUAUCCGAGGAAGAACACCUCAGCUCAGAAUAUCAAAAUAAUUCUGGAGUGCAAUGAAGGCUCUGUCGUCUUCAUCUCCAGCAUCUUUGCCUAUGACAUCCUGCUGGCUCUGCUGGCGUUCAUCUUCGCUUUCUUGGCCCGAAAACUAGAAGACCACUUCAGUGAGGCCAAGUGUAUCACCUUCAGUAUGCUGGUUUUCUUCAUUGUGUGGAUCUCCUUCAUCCCGGCGUACCUCAGCACGCGAGGGAAGUUCAUGGUAGCCGUGCAGAUUUUUGCAAUCUUGGCCUCCAGUUUUGGUAUACUGGCCUGCAUUUUUCUGCCAAAGUGUUACAUUCUCCUGAUCAAACCUGAACGCAACACAGAGGAGAUGAUGAGACCACACGGAAAACCACGUGACGGGAUCUCGACUGGGACAUCAGCAUCGCUUGCCACCGCCGCUACCGAUGUCAAUGCUACGACUGCAUCCACUGCUAUUGAUGAUUAAGUGACAGGUAAUAGGAAGAAAUACUAGAAAUACUCCACAAGGUGAGGUUAGAGUUUUUGUUAUGUCAUAUGUUCAGUCUAUUAAACUAAAUGUAGAAUAUAUUGGCAAUUGAAGAUAAUAUUAACCAUACAAAGUUUUAAUUGUGAUGCGAUUCUUUUUCUGACACAUUUUAUUCACACAAUUAAAUACAUACAAGUAAUAAUUCUUUUAAAGAGGCUGCUAACUUUGUUCUAUUGUGAUUAUUUUCUGGCCAAUUCAGGCCCAGUCCUCGGCAUAUUCAAAGGAUAAAAUGAAUUAAUGAUUAAUUAGAUAUAUAUAAGAUGUUUCACUAAUUAGCUUUGUCACCUAUAACUGUAGCUCAGUGUAUGUGUGCUUGCUUAUAAUUCACAUAUUAUUCAUUUCCCAUUCUGUGCACACGUUGUGCGUCAUAAAUACGUCAUCGGGCAAUCCUUUAGUUGUCCAAGAUCAAUUCACACACUAUUAACAUUGCAAUCCAAGGUACCUCUGUGUUCUCAGUGUAUGUGUGCUUGCUAAUAAUUCACAUAUUAUUUAUUUCCCAUUCCGUGCACAUGUUGUGCAUCAUAAAUAUGUCAUCCGGCAAUCCUUUAGUUGGCCAAGA
This is a messenger RNA of Doryrhamphus excisus (bluestripe pipefish), 3893 nucleotides long. RefSeq names its product vomeronasal 2, receptor 1 (gene vmn2r1). The record is from RefSeq and is a predicted model, not a curated record. Lineage: Eukaryota; Metazoa; Chordata; Actinopteri; Syngnathiformes; Syngnathidae. Gene Ontology annotation, biological process: G protein-coupled receptor signaling pathway. Gene Ontology annotation, molecular function: olfactory receptor activity; G protein-coupled receptor activity. Gene Ontology annotation, cellular component: plasma membrane.